Anopheles darlingi is the source of this 801-nucleotide messenger RNA. Its product is annotated as phospholipid scramblase 1-like. Gene Ontology annotation, cellular component: plasma membrane. The transcript is spliced from 4 exons. Gene Ontology annotation, biological process: plasma membrane phospholipid scrambling. Gene Ontology annotation, molecular function: phospholipid scramblase activity. NCBI's taxonomy places the organism in Eukaryota, Metazoa, Arthropoda, Insecta, Diptera, Culicidae. The record is from RefSeq and is a predicted model, not a curated record. Bases 1 to 801 code for a protein of 266 amino acids.
AUGUCAAUGGCUGCACCAAUCGUGAUUCAACCCAGUGUUACGUCUCAACCCGAUGUAACAAUGCUCGCUAAGCAGCAAUGCGGUGUGCCAAUGCCCCCGAAGGGCAUACCGGAUUACCCUCCUGGUUUAGAGCAUCUGAUUGGCAUUGACAAGCUGCGGGUGUGCCAGUCUGUUGAUAUGCUAAAGAUGUUCACCACUUUCGAGCACGCCAACAAAUACACGAUCAAGACCGGAAGCGGUGAUCAUGUGUAUUCGGCAACCGAGGAUACAGGUUAUUGCACUCGAUUUUGUUGCGGUACGCUUCGCAGCUUCGAUGUAGAAAUCGUCGAUAGGUCCGAGAAAAGGGCCGUCCUCUACAUUAGUCGUCCCUGGCGAUGUCAGUCGUGCUGGUUUCCAUGUUGUAUGCAGAAGUUGGCGGUAACUGCUUCCACCGGUAAUGUCGGAUAUGUGGUACAGGAUUGGUCGUUCUGGACGUCUGAUAUCAGCAUCAAGAAUCAGAAUGACGAGACCGUGCUAAAGAUCGUCGGACCCUGGCUUACGUUUGCCACGUGCUGCAGUGACUCUGUGUUUAAGAUCCUCGCUACCGACGGUACGCAGAUCGGUCAGAUCAACAAGAAGUGGUCGGGAUUGUGUAAAGAAUUGUUUACCGAUGCGGAUAACUUCAACAUCACCUUCCCGAUAGACCUGGACGUUCGAGUGAAGGCCACCUUACUGGCGGCAUUGUUAUUAAUUGAUUACAUGUACUUUGAGGGUGUUCCAGUUAACCUGAUCGGCUCGCUAGUUACGCAACUGGGUCUUUAG